This is a messenger RNA of Serendipita indica DSM 11827, 1326 nucleotides long. NCBI's taxonomy places the organism in Eukaryota, Fungi, Basidiomycota, Agaricomycetes, Sebacinales, Serendipitaceae. The record is from the annotation of a GenBank genome assembly.
AUGACUGGCGUAGAGGUUUCUAAACGGUCAAAUGGCCACGCUCACGUCUUCAAUCCACGCACGACGUCGUAUGAGUUUCUGGGACCGCCGGGGACAUUUCUCAUCUCGACGCUCGUCCCCUUUUUCACCUAUGUCUUUGCCUAUGGGUGCUCAGAGUCUGCGGGAGGCUGUCCUCGCUCCUUCUACGAGCUCCCAACAAGCUUUAUGCAAACCGUCACAGACGUAGAUUGGUGGAAGGCCCAAUGGGAUCCGCAUGGAUUCGCUGCUUACUUUGCGUGGUACGCGUUUACGGUCGUCGCGUGGGCUGUUCUCCCUGGUGAAUGGGUCGAGGGACUGCCGCUACGUACCGGACAAAAGCUCAAGUACAAGAUUAACGCAUUCGCAACGCUCCUUCUCUCCUUGGGCCUUGCCGGAGGGCUUAUUUGGACCCAAGGCCCUGCCUCAUUCACGUACAUCUACAACCACUGGAUUGGAAUCGUAACCGGUGCCUUUGUCAACUCUAUUGUGCAAGCAUUCUAUUGCUAUGCCUCUUCAUUCGCACAGGGUGCCCUGCUCUCUGCAAACGGAAACAGCGGAAACUAUAUCUACGAUUGGUUCAUGGGCCGCGAACUCAACCCUCGUAUCGGGUCGUUUGACAUCAAGUCGUUCAACGAGCUUCGACCGGGCCUUAUCCUAUGGUUCCUCAUCGACAUUAGCAUGGCCUGCGAGCAAGCCGUACGACGAGGUGGUCAUAUCACUGACUCUAUGUGGCUCGUCAUCUGCUUCCAGGGUCUCUAUGUCAUUGACGCACUCUACAAUGAGACGGCGAUCCUCUCGACUAUGGAUAUCAUCUCGGAUGGCUUUGGCUUUAUGCUUUCCGUCGGAGAUUUGCUUUGGGUGCCGUUCACCUACUGCCUCCAAGCUCGCUAUCUUGCAUGGCAUCCAGUUGAGCUCGGCCCGGUUUGGACUGCCACCAUUUUCGUCCUCCAUGGUCUCGGAUACUACAUCUUCCGUUCGGCCAAUAGCGAGAAGAAUGACUUUAGGAAUGGCAAGAACCCAAAGAACCGAACGUUUAUGCAGACGAAGCGAGGCACCAAGUUGUUGACGAGUGGGUGGUGGGGAAUGUCGCGACAUCCAAACUACUUUGGCGAUCUCAUCAUGGCGCUGGCUUGGUGCUUGCCCACGGGUUUCGAAACACCAGUGACCUAUUUUUACUUUAUCUACUUUACCAUCCUAUUGGUUCAUCGUCAACGACGAGACGACGAGGCUUGCCACGAAAAAUAUGGAGAUGAUUGGAAGGAGUAUCAAAAGCUCGUCCCCUGGCGUAUCGUGCCAGGAUUCUACUGA